Molecule: messenger RNA, 3703 nt
Organism: Megachile rotundata (alfalfa leafcutting bee)
Lineage: Eukaryota; Metazoa; Arthropoda; Insecta; Hymenoptera; Megachilidae
Gene: nsl1
Product: non-specific lethal 1
Cellular component (GO): NSL complex
Molecular function (GO): histone acetyltransferase binding
Source: RefSeq, a predicted model, not a curated record
CUGGUUACUAUUGAUGUUCAUUUUGAGUUACUUCAUGUGUUUAAAUGUUACUUCUGCGAGCAAGUUUGAACAUGUUUUCCCGUCUGCAACUCAAAAAAUAAGAUUAAUUGAUAUGAAUUGGUCCUAAAGAUAUAAAUGGAAGAGUCAAACAUGGCGGAUAUAGAAAAAACUAUUGAAACAACAUAAUGCUUAAUAUGAAAUAAUUACAGAAUAAGGACAUAGAACGCAAAACAAAAAAGAAAUAAAGUAAAGAAGUUGGAGGAUAAGAACAAGUAAUAAAAGUACAGGAUAUCAAAGCAGUGAUGGAUGAAUGGGAGUGAGCAAAGCACAUGUGAAGUGCAGGUGUGGGUGCGUACGCACGUGGGAGCCUCUGGAUGUCGAGGCUGCAGCACUGGCAGUGUCAGUGGCAGUGAUGGCCCCUGCUCUGACGGAAGGCGGUCCUCAAAAGCCUGAAAACUUACUCCCUUCCCUUCCAGCUAGCGGAUUUCUUUCCCCAGAGCAGGCUACCGAAGUGUGUCAGAAUCGUGAAAUUCUGGCUAAAUUUGUUGUCUCAGCAAACGUUCAACCAUCAAAGAUUGAUGAACAGUGUUUACAUGGUAUAUCUAAGGAUCUCAUUCGUGAUGUCAUCAACUCGAAAUAUGCCAAUGAUCUUGAUAGUUUGUCUACAUUUACGCACGGAUCUGACUUGAUUGCAAAGAAAGCAUCAAUAAAGGAGGACUGUGAACAACCGGAUAUUCCGGGCAGUCCAGAAAAGAAGGCGACUGAUAUUAUAAUGAACGACCCAUCUAUGGGUGAUCAAGCGGACAAUAUGGGUUUCUUAAAAUCAAGUGCAGACUUGCCUUUGGUGGGCUCAGAAGCUGCAGGAGACAAUAAAACUCUGGAUGUGGAUCAAAUAAUGGCCUUUGGUACCGAUAUAACUACAGAUAAUGAGCAGUGUAAUAUGGGCAAUGUCAGUGAUAUUGGACAGAAUGUUGAAGAGAUUUUACAAGUUAUCAAGUCAAUUGAGGGAGUUGAAAAUGCAGAAAAUAUAUCUGCUGGCAGUAACGAACCAGUGCAAAGCACUGUGGAUGGAGUGGAAAUGUUCUCUAUGCCCGAGGAAGGAUUUUCAUCCUUUGAACGGGAUUUACUUAAUGAUGUUGAUGUUAUGAGUCUUUGCAAUAAUAUGAACAUUGCUGAUGUGGACCAACAGAAAAUUAACACCUUAAAACUGCAACAAGACAUUGUUGCACAAAAACAAUAUGAAAGUGAGAGGAGAUGUGCAUUUUUAUUAAGAAGACUGAGGAAGCUUCAAGCAAGGAUAGUAGGCAGGCACGUUGCAGAAGAAAAUACUGGAGUUCUUGAACUUGCUCAUCAUGGAGUGAAGAAAUAUCUUUUUCAAGAAUUGGUUAAUAUCAGUUCUAAGUCUAAUGUUAGAAACUUUCCUGAAAUUAGUAGUAGUUUGAGUUCAUUUUUGCAAAAGAUUGAGAAAAUGUGUGUUGCCCAGAGCAAUAGUGUGAACCGUCAGCGAUUAUGUUGCCGAUACUUUGGUGGUGGAUCGCGUGACAGUUUAAGUAGUACUUCUGGCAAUAAUAGUAAUCGUCAACCAGUGUUUGGUACUCCUCAAGUUAAAAUUAAAGGUGAUGAAGUGGAGAGUGUAGCUGGACCUUUAGCUACACAAUUACAUAUUGUGGAGUCUAAUCUUGAUUCUGAUUGUACUGCGUCUAGUAGUGGUGGAGAAAGCUGUGAUGAAAUGCAGUCAUUUAACAAUCCACAUCAACAACAUUUAUCAAUAUCAAAAAGAGCAGCAUGGAGGUAUGCUCAAGAUCGUGCAGGUGUAGCAGCUAGAUGGACAUGGUUACAAGCACAAAUAUCAGAUUUGGAAUAUAGAAUUAGACAGCAUAAUGAAUUGCAACGACAUGUUAGAGCUAACAAAGGCUUAGUAAUUCUUGAUAAUGCAGAAACAGUAAACGGGUAUAGUGGUGUUUUGCCAGGUUCUACAGGACGUUAUAAUUCGCCGGAAGGUGAAUUACCAGCCAGUAGGACACGGCCGUUUGCGUGGAGUUUUUAUAGGAAGAGAAAAUUGUUACAAAUAGACAGGUUACAUGAAUUUUCGAAACGGGCAGCAAAAGCAUCAACAGUAAGAUGCAACUGUGAUCAUGUAUUACCUCCAUGUGCUUUAUGUACUGGAAGAUUGGAUCCAAUGCAAAUGCAAGAACCAAUUGAACAGAUGUCUGUGCAAGAACGAGUUGCACUUGUUGAUCCUAGUUUUCAUCCUGUUUUGUCAUUUCCUGAUGAAGUUACGCAAGGAACUCAUCUUGAAGCUAUUAUGAAAUCAGUGGAAUGGCAACAAAAAAUGUUACGGGGAAAUUUGCGAAUUACACGCUUAAAAGAUAAAGAAACUAAUGAUAGAAGAAAUAAAAAACUUCCAGGGCAUAGAGCAAAGUAUGCAGCUCGAUUGAAAAAAUCAUCUUCAAGUAUUCUCACUGCAAGAAUCAAGAGAAAAAUGUUAAAAGGAAAAAGGAACAGACUCAGUCACGAUAGAAGUGUACAUGGUUUAAGCAGAAAGAGGGUACAGAAAUUAACAACUGAAGAUGAUGACGAUAUUAGUGCCCUUUCCAGCUCUAGUAAACAUUCAUCUCCAGUGCCUUCACCUCUUCACCAUACUACUGCUUCUACGGAGAAAAAUACAAUUAAAGAAAAAAGUUCUAUUUCUCAUGGGCGCCUGAGGCAAAAUUCAUAUGACAUUGAUAAUAUUGUUAUACCCUAUAGUGUAGCUGCUUCAACUAGGCUUGAAAAAUUACAGUAUAAAGAAAUAUUAACACCAAAGUGGAGGUUAUGUGAGGAACCUUUAAAAUUAGAUAUUAAAAAUGGUGUUAUGCACAGGCCUAGUCAAGACAGUGAUUUCGAAGAUAUGUCAGAUGAAACUAUUGCUUUGAGGCACGAACGAAGUGAACGAGAAGAAAAUAAACGUUUUAUGACAUACAUCACUCUGCCACAUCAGUCACGUAUGCGACACAAUCGCAGAACAGAUAGCCGAGCAGAUAGUGGUGCGAAUACACCAGACCCUAUGUCUCCUCAUGCAAGUGAUUUUGGUGGAGAUAUGAUGUCUCCUAUUACGUCACCUCCUGCAACUCCACAAGUUCAAGAUUCAGAACAUCAACAUAAUUCGGAUACACAUCGAUCAUCUGCUUUGCAAAAUGCUUUGCGACGUCGUACUACGCCUACUCUAAGAUUAGGGAAAGACGAUACUAGUACUUUAAUGAACGAGGACGAAAAUGAGAUUUUGCCGUAUGAACCGAGGGUAUUUCCAUUAUCCGAAGAAGUUUACGACAAAAUGCUGGAAGUAAUGCCAGACGGUCAUUGGCAAGCUUCGUCAGCGUCUCUAUGUUCUCGCGAAGAAGAAAAGGCAGAUGAUGAUGGGGAAAUGGAUUCUCCAGAAUCAGAUUCAACAGAAUCAGCUUGUUGUGACAUAGAAGGUGAGGAUCCCAAUGAUCCUGAAUGGACAGUAGCUGACGAUAGGGAUACUGAAAAGGAACGAAUACGUCCGACGGCUAAAAGAUAGGAAAAAAUCUUGAAUACGUACUGUAUGUCUACGUCGUCGUUACUAUAUGCAGAAGCUACCUGUCAAUUGUUAUAUAUACCUGUCGGUCAUGUAACAUGCACCUUAAGUUAAUGGUAUUACGAAUCUGUAAAGUGUAUUAUAAAUAUAAAUUUUAUAACUUCA